CUUAAACCCUCUUUUCUCCGGGAUUUCGCUCUUCUUUCUUCAGGUACCCGACUCCACUUCUUAAAGAUCCAUUAAUUUUCCAUCACUUUCGCGGGAAAAAGAUUGGGCAAGCUCUCACCAGAACGACAAAAAAAUGUCGCACAGCGACACAAUUCCUCUCCAUGCUUCCUCCCAAUCCGACAUCGACGAGAUCGAGAACCUAAUCAACGCCAGCGUUCAAUCCGGCCCGGCAACUGUCCUACCGGCCCGCCCGCCUAGCCCACCACGUAUCCCUGUCUCUUCCUCUCCAUUCAUUCAGUCGAAACUCCCUCCAUUGCCAUCGACAAACCAGAAACCGUCACCUGCACCAUCUGUACCCGCGGCUCCGCCUCCACCGCCAGCCAACUCUCAUUCGGGUAUUGGUGCUUCCGGAUUUGGGUCGGCUACGAAUACGUUGACGGAGCCUGUUUGGGACACGGUGAAGAGAGAUCUGUCGAGGAUCGUGAGUAAUUUGAAGCUGGUAGUGUUUCCUAACCCGUAUAGAGAAGAUCCUGGGAAGGCUUUAAGGGAUUGGGAUCUUUGGGGCCCGUUUUUCUUCAUUGUGUUUCUGGGGCUUGUUCUUUCAUGGUCUGCUUCGGUGAAAAAGUCUGAGGUUUUCGCUGUUGCAUUUGCGCUGCUUGCAGCUGGGGCUGUAAUCUUGACUCUGAAUGUCCUGCUACUGGGUGGACACAUAAUUUUCUUCCAAAGUCUGAGCCUUCUAGGUUAUUGUCUCUUCCCUCUGGACGUUGGAGCCCUAAUCUGUAUGUUGAAGGACAAUGUGAUAGUAAAAAUGGUGGUGGUGUGUGUGACCUUGUUUUGGAGCUCAUGGGCUGCCUAUCCAUUCAUGAGUUCAGCCGUCAACCCAAGAAGAAAGGCUCUUGCUCUUUACCCUGUUUUUCUCAUGUAUGUAUCUGUUGGUUUCCUCAUCAUUGCCAUUGAUUAAUGCACAGCAAACACUAUUGUCAAGAUUUUCAUAAAGAACUCAAACUCACAUGCAGUACAUAGAAAUUUUAUUUGAUGGUUAUUUUCACCCCAUGUAAUGUAAUUCUAUUUUUUUAGCUAUUUCAAAAUCGGACAUGUUGUGGAGACUCAAUCAUGUUGUGGAGACUCAAUCUGCCAAUAUUUUAUACUAGUGCAAAACUUUAUGUUCUA
This is a messenger RNA of Manihot esculenta (cassava), 1170 nucleotides long. RefSeq names its product protein YIP4b. The record is from RefSeq and is a predicted model, not a curated record. NCBI's taxonomy places the organism in Eukaryota, Viridiplantae, Streptophyta, Magnoliopsida, Malpighiales, Euphorbiaceae. The coding region runs from base 134 to 961 and encodes 275 amino acids. The transcript has 3 exons. Gene Ontology annotation, biological process: endoplasmic reticulum to Golgi vesicle-mediated transport. Gene Ontology annotation, cellular component: membrane; trans-Golgi network.